Molecule: messenger RNA, 921 nt
Organism: Bactrocera dorsalis (oriental fruit fly)
Lineage: Eukaryota; Metazoa; Arthropoda; Insecta; Diptera; Tephritidae
Gene: HP1c
Product: chromobox protein homolog 3
Exons: 2
Coding region: 97-801 (234 amino acids)
Biological process (GO): chromatin organization; negative regulation of transcription by RNA polymerase II
Cellular component (GO): pericentric heterochromatin; nucleus
Molecular function (GO): chromatin binding
Source: RefSeq, a predicted model, not a curated record
AAUGCAACCCUGAGUUUUGAUAAUUUCUUGUAUCGCUAUACAUUUUUUUUGAGGAGUUUUGUUACAAAAUUAAUUUAAAAUUGUUUAAACAAAACAAUGGUCCGAACAGUUAAGGAAACUGGCUUUGUUGUCGAAAAGAUUGUCGACAAACGAAUUACACCAGAAGGGAAAGUCGAAUAUUAUAUUAAAUGGCGUGGAUACCCUAGUGCCGAGAAUACAUGGGAACCUGAGGAGAAUUGUGAUUGUCCAGCUUUAAUACAAAAGUUUGAAGAGUCCAGAGCUAAGUCAAAGAAACGUGGUGAAAAGAAACCCAAGGUUGAAGAAAUUCUAAAACCGCGAGGCUAUGAACGUGGUUUAGCAAUGGAACAAAUUGUUGGGGCAACUGAUGAAACCGGUGACGUAUCUUACCUAAUAAAAUGGCAGUUUUGCGAUGAGCUCGAUUUGGUUGCCGGAGAGGAAGUAAGGCAGAAGAAUCCAGAGUUUGUUAUUGAUUUUUUUGAGAGGCGCUCACCAUUUCAACGUGUUAUAAACGAGCGACUGUUGGGUGUUCCAGACGAAUUACGUGUGAUGAAUGUGAAUGAACAACAUACACCUUCAGGCAAUCCUGAUGUAACAACUGCCACUGUCGAAAAUGCUGCUGCUGAUGGAGAUGAUACUUUAAUGACAGGUGAUUUAAACCAACCGAACGCUAAUGAAAGCUCCGGCAACGUUGAUAGUGCCGCCGUAUCCUAUUCUAUUCCAGUACCUGGAGUUGGAAACAUAGCAAUUGACGUACCGAUUUUAGAUAGUUCAGCACUAUGAAUAUGUUACGUUGUUACAUAAUUUAAAACAAAAAAUAUCAAACAAAAAUUUUGGUAUAUGUAAUUUUACUGAUAUUUUUACAAAUUUAUAAAUAUAUGCAUAUAAAUGUUUCCAAAAAUA